Molecule: messenger RNA, 2163 nt
Organism: Bufo gargarizans (Asiatic toad)
Lineage: Eukaryota; Metazoa; Chordata; Amphibia; Anura; Bufonidae
Gene: CCDC117
Product: coiled-coil domain containing 117
Exons: 7
Coding region: 343-1116 (257 amino acids)
Source: RefSeq, a predicted model, not a curated record
CGUUCUAGAAAAGUAGAAGCCCCGCCCAGUAAUGGAUAAAUGCGGCUGAGGGAGGCAGCGCGCUCCGUGGUGCUGAGGGACAGUGGAGGACAUUGCGCUGUCAGUAACGCGAGGGAACGGACGUGAUCCGGAGAGGAGCAGCAGACGUCCUACGACGGGAGUUUCACUGACCCAUAGACUUCAAAGGACGUGUUUUGUCUGCAUCACGGAGCGAAGUAGUGCAUGUCUCCAGGACUUUUUUUUCACUGACCCACGGUCACUGUCAAUACGGAAAUGUGGAUGAGCCUAACCCUGUAGAUCGGCAGUUUGAAGAGGCUUUGGCGCUCAGGGGUGAAAGCUGGAAUGGCAGUCGUUGACAGAGCGUUUAGUGCUGCGCCGUUUUACAGGAUGGAAUAUCAUCAGACUUUGCACCCAUUUCUUCAGAGGACCAACGCUUCUGGGAUACAACCUGGACAAUCUAGAAAGCACAGGCUUGAAGAGGAAAACUCUGACUGCCCUAUGAAGAAAAGGAGAUUUUCUCCAACUCCAGCUGCGUUUCAAGACUCUCGUGCUCCAGGUGUUUUUGCUGGAGGUCCACGACAGCCAUUGUGGACUUCUAGCCAUUCACAAGUGAAUGAAUCUGCUGUUCCCACAGUGGUUGACCAGUCUCCCACCACCAUGCCGCCAGUUCCCACAGAGGAGAUGGAAGACGUGGUUGUAGAAUCUCAUUCUGAUGCUGUACUCAGAAGAAUUAGAGACCUUGAGAGCAGGCUUGUUGUGGAGGACGAGGAUGAAGAGGAUGGCAACUCAAGAGAUAGUUACUUACCCACUCUCGUAAUGUCUGAUGUACUUGUGGAAGGCUUCAAAAAGAGACUGGAUGAAUCUCUCACCAGAAAAAUAGUGGAUUCUAUGAGUCGUCCUUCUAUGGAGCUUGUUCUUUGGAAACCCCAACCAGAAUUCCUUGUGCAUAAACUGGAGAGAAUAGCCAGCAGCUACGAGGGUGAUAAAGAAGCGUCAAAGGAAAUCCAGAGCACACCUGCAGCGGCUCUCCUCCAGGAGAUAACCCUGGCUGAGGAGCCAUGUCCUUCUAAUGUAGACCCUAUGUGGAACAGAGAUGAAGAAGAAAUGGAGCUAUAGUGGUGGUCUUACUACACCAUGUCUCAGUGUGCUCCAGUUCCAGCAGACUUCUAUGAAGAGACCAUGUGACUGGAAUAUUGAUUUCUGUUUUAUGGACCCAUUGUACGGGCACUUUUUUUUUUUUUUUCUUUUAAGAAGCUUUUCAAAAGCUGGAUAUCCAGCUGUGGUUUUCAGCUGUGUUGGUCAUAGAGAUACUUUGGCCUAUGUACUCCUUAUUCCAGGGAAUUGAUCUGUGCUGUUACAGUCGUAAGUCCACUUUUUGACCAGCCAUGCGACAAUAUUAAGUCACACGGUGGGUGUCAGUUUUUCACAGUUGGGCAGAGCAGGAAAGUGUCAUAGACGGUGCUGGGACUUCGGCCCUGGCAAAUUUAUUAACAUGUACACCUGGAAACGGGUGUACAUGUUGGCCAAGAACUAGGCCAGCCUGGGGCUUGCAUAUAUUUUCCGUCAGACUCACAGCUGCCAGAGGAUUAGCCACAUUUUUGACGAGGCUCACACCUUGUCAUAAAUUGAGCUGAUUCUUUGGCAGCGCAAGGGGGAAGAAGACUGGAGUGAAAACGCUGAUCUUUAUAAAUGUGCUCCAUCGUGUGCUUGCCUCUUAAGUGACACGUAUUGACAUGAGCAGUAUUUAGGCUUUACAAUUGUUGGCUUGAAGCAUUGCAUUUAUUUUUGCGGAUGGGACUGUUUUUAUAAGUCUGUUUACAUGAGCUGUAUGUUUUUGUCUUAACACAGUGGAUGGUUCAGUCCAUUAUUUUGUAGACUUUUGAAGUUGCUGUCUUGUGAUGUAAGGGACCUGUAAAUAUUUUUCACACUAAAGUUUUUGGACAUGAAAUUAAUUUAAAAAAAAUAUAUAAAAAUUCUUAAAUGGUCUGUGUUGUAUGUCAGUCCCAAAGGUUUUCCAAAUCUAUAUUUGUGUUAUAUGAUUUUAUUGCAGAUUUUGCUGCGGAUUUCAUCCUGUGCAUCAUCAUGGAUUACAAAGGUUGUCUGAGUUAUAUCUAUAUAUGUUACGGUGGCUUAUAAGAUUAUUAAAAAUACAUUUGUACUUUA